Molecule: messenger RNA, 995 nt
Organism: Orbicella faveolata
Lineage: Eukaryota; Metazoa; Cnidaria; Anthozoa; Scleractinia; Merulinidae
Source: RefSeq, a predicted model, not a curated record
CUUAAACUGCCGUAUUGACUUGGUCAGGAGUGUUGGAUUUUGGAACGCUCUUUUAUUUAGAAAGCAAAAUGGAAACCAUCAGAAAGAAACUCGACGUUCUUCGACACACUCUGAAUGAGACAGAAGAUCGGGCAAUUAAUGCCGAGAAAGAAUUAGAAAAGUCAACCCAAAGAAACGCUGAAGUCGAAAAGGAAGUCCAGAAGUUGACAACUGAGCUUCAAAAAGUGGAAGAUGACCUGGAUGCGUCCGAAUCGCGCUUGGCUGAUGUUACUUUGCAACUAGAACAGGCCGAACAACAAAUGGACGAAAACGGAAGAGUGAGAAAGGUGCUGGAAGACAGGGCAAUGGGAGACAUAGAGCGACAAACUCAGUUUGAAACAAAGUUGCAACAAGAAAAAGAAAAGCAUGCAUCUGCAGAAGCUGAAAUUGAAGAAUUGGAAGCUCAGCUUGCCGCCGCAGAAGAGGAGCUCGAAGAGCUGGAAGCCCGUGCUGAGGAAGAAGACGAACGCGUUAGAGAGCUGGAAGAAGAAAAUAAUCUGGUCGGCAACAGCCUACGUUCACUGGAAAUCCAGACUGAUAAGUCUCGCUGUCAUUUGAAUGAAGUUGAAGAAAAAAUCAAGAGCAUCGAAGAAGAGUUUAAUGAGACGGUGAAGUUGGCUGAUGAAGCGGAAGCAAAAGUGUCGGAUUUGGAAAGGGAAGCUGACGCAGUGGAUGCUGCUCUGUUGAAAAUCAAGGAAGAGCACGACGCAGCAGCGGAGGAGCUGCAAUCCACUCUACAGGAAUUUGAAGAAAUGUGAAAUACAAGUGAACAGAAACUUGAUAUGACCAACGAGAAAAAUUUAGUUUGCGUUAAAACCCGGGUAUACCCAUCUAUGUCCCCUUUUGGCUUUUGGCUUAAAUCUCGCAGUUACGUUUGCUUUAUAAGGCUAGCUUUUUCCAGAAUGAUAAUUUACUUGCUUAGUCUUUUAAGGGUUAUUAAAAAGCAUUUUGCUUGA